AUGUGGGUACCCGCCCGUGCGGGCAACCCUGGCAAUGAGGCCGCGCACCUAGCCGCCCGAACAGCUACUAACCGAGAGGUGGGCUUGCCCGACAGGGUUGACCGACAUGAAGCUGGAAAGGACAAUGUUUCUACGGUUACACAGUUUGGACGUCUGUCGCUGUUGCAGGGAUGGGACGACGUAAGCUUUCACGGGUCUUCUCAGAUCCCAACGCCAAACAUUGACGCACUCGCGGCAGAUGGUGUCGUACUGAACAACUACUACGUCCAGCCAUUCUGCACUCCUUCAAGGGCUGCCCUCAUGACCGGACUUUACCCUAUACGUACAGGCAUGCAAGGCCUUCCUAUUAGUGUAGCUGAGCCUUGGGGAUUACCCUUGAACGUGCGGAUCAUGCCCCAGUACUUCAAGGAACUUGGUUACGAGACCCAUUUGAUCGGAAAGUGGCACUUGGGUAGCUACACGAGAAACCAUACACCAACAUCUCGUGGUUUCGACAGCUUCUACGGCUUCUACAAUGGAGAAGAGGACUACUUCACCCACAGCGUUACGUGCCAAAACCAAACCGGUCUCGACUUUUGGCACAACACGGAUCCAUUGUGGACGAGUAACGGAACUUACUCUACAACCCUGUUCACACAGCGAGCGAAGGACGUUAUUCGGAACAGAAAAAAAGGCAAGUCGCUCUUUCUUGUCCUGAGCUACCAGGCAGUGCACGGUACAGGGAGCAGCCCACCAUUGCAGGCUCCACCGGAGAACAUCGAAAAGUUUCCGUACAUAGGUGAAACAAGCAGAACAAUCUUUGCAGGCAUGGUGGACGCAAUGGACCUAUCUGUAGGCGAAGUUUUUCAAGCACUGAGCGAGGCCGGCGUGCUGGACAACACAGUCAUCGUUUUCAGCAGCGACAAUGGCGGAGCUCCUUUUGGCAUGCAUUCCAGCCGCAGCUUCAACUGGCCACUGCGCGGUACAAAGGGUACGCUGUGGGAGGGAGGCACCCGGGCGGCUGCGUUUCUCUGGAGUUCCCUGCUUGCCCGGAGACAAAGAGUGUCAAAUCUACUAAUGCAUAUUACGGACUGGUUGCCCACUUUGUACUCGCUUGCCGGUGGCAACGUAGCGAAUCUUCCUCAGCUGGACGGACAAAACAUGUGGCAACAUCUCUCGAAUGGGUGGCGUUCACCAAGAGCCGAGGUGCUUUACAACACCGAACCUUCGCUCUCGGCUGCAGCAAUUCGCAAUUCGAAGUACAAGUUAGUGGUGGACAGCACCGGAUUGUUCAACCAGCGCUACUUGACAGCGGGAGGCAGCCGUCCACGACGUGAUCUGGACGACCUGCUCUUCAAAUCCGACGUCGGGAAGGCGCUCAGAUACAUGUACGGAAUGGACGGCGGUUUCCGGCUUCCUAAAGGGUGGAGGCGACGAGCGACGCUGGACUGUAGGGAAUGGUACGGGGAAAACUUUUCGUCGAGCGAUUCUGUCUACCUCUUUGACAUCGUCAAGGAUCCCUGCGAGCUGAAUAACUUAGCCAGAGUCCAUCCCGAUAUUGUGGCGAAACUACAGCAGCGUCUCAAUGCCUACCAAGCUGCCGCCAUGCCGGCAGUUCACAAGCCAGGAGACCCGGCUGCUCUUCCGGACAGGCACAAUGGAACAUGGGCGCCAUGGGUACUGUGAACCCAGAAGAUCUUCAUCGCCUCAUGCUUCGAAACGUUUCCCUUUCCUAGGGUGUGAAGGAAGGGACAGAAAGUACGAAUUUUCAACCACUUUAGGUGACAGCUGCCAGCCUCUGUGUGCUUUCAACCACCAAAUAAUAAUAAUAAUAAUAAUAAUAAUAAUAAUAAUAAUAAUAAUAAUAAUAAUAAUAAUAAUAAUAAUAAUAAUAAUAAUAAUAAUCUUUAUUACAAAUAAUCAAAUUGUACAUAUAAUUUUGCUAGGUCUGCCGAAGCCUUCUGUGGGCUUGUAUGGCAGAAACCUGGCAGUCAGGGCAAUGCAUUAUGUACCUUGUUACAGACAAACCAAAUGCCAAAAAAUUUGAAAAAAACGUGUCACAGGUUUUUCAGGUAAACAUGCCCAGUAAACAACACUUAAUGUUCAAAUGAAAACACGUAGCACUCAACAACCAUGAAAAUUGAGUAAACAAAGCACAAUAUGUAAACAAACUUACAAGCUAUCGAGAACGAAAAAAGAAAAACAAACCAACCGUGAAAACAGCGGAAACAGUGACAUUCAUUUCGGUGAAGAUCACACUACAACAACAGAGACUUUAUACAUGUGAAAUCUAUUCUAUCAUUGCCUUGAGGGCCUUUUUUAAUCCCGACAAAGUUGUCUGAUCCAGUACAGCACUGGGAAGGUUAUUAAACAGGUGGGGGAUAUAGUACCUUCUUUGUCCUUUUCGAUAACGAGUUCUUGUCCGAGGAACUACAUAUCUGGGAUGACUACGCAAAGCAACACUUUUAUGGACAGGUUCUCGGAAAGUAUUGCUCCAGAAAUAAAGCAUCACAAUUGUUGAACGAAACAGAGACUCGAAAUCAGGCAUUUCUAAAUCUCGAAAUAAGUUAUCUGUGGUUUGGUUGUACGCGACACUUUUUAGUAUGCUUUUUAAUAGGUUGUCAAUUUUAUGUUUCCAAAAUCCGCUGCAAUUAAAAAAACAGGGAAUGCCGUACCUUAUAUGAGAGUAGCCUAAAGCAUGCACUAUCACUUUUUUAAUCUUGGUAGGUGCAUAACUCCUGAUACGGUAAAGGACACAUGCAACAUUACGUAAUCGCGCACAAAUUUGAGCCAUUUGAAUAUUCCAUGAUAAGUCAGUCUCAAAGUAUAUACUCCAAGGUACAUGACACUAUCCGCAUAUUGUACUGGGGCACAAACACAGUCUAAGCAAUCAGAACCGUGAAGGAAAACAUGUUGACUUGUCACUAGAGCCUUUAACGGAUUUCUAAAACAUACUAAUCGAGUUUUCUUAGCACUUACUUUUAUACGGUUUUUUUUAAACCAGUUCAUCACAUUUUUUAUGUCGCUUUGAAGUAAAGCGACAGCUGCUUCGUACUGCAUAAUAAUAAUAAUAAUAAUAAUAAUCAAUUUGGCAGAGAUACUUAAAGGGACAUUAAAGGCAAAUAUUAAGUAAAACUAAAGGGAUAGAUUAGUGCUCAAGAAUCUCUAAGGCGUCAAUAUCAUCACGAACAGAGCCUUAGUAAUCGAGAAAUCGAGGUAAAUGUAGGACAUGAUUAGAGACUCCCCCGGCACAUUCAAGUACUUGCCCGAUGACGAAAGCACUCCUCAGUUAAAUUCUGUCGUUAGUACUCAACCACUCGUUGCAAAAAACAUCACUGUAGUGUAUUAUAAGACGAAAUAAAAUGCCACUUGUCCGGUUCGAUUUCA
Dermacentor andersoni is the source of this 3366-nucleotide messenger RNA. RefSeq names its product arylsulfatase B-like. NCBI's taxonomy places the organism in Eukaryota, Metazoa, Arthropoda, Arachnida, Ixodida, Ixodidae. Gene Ontology annotation, molecular function: sulfuric ester hydrolase activity. The record is from RefSeq and is a predicted model, not a curated record.